This is a messenger RNA of Gaeumannomyces tritici R3-111a-1, 2540 nucleotides long. RefSeq lists its product as hypothetical. NCBI's taxonomy places the organism in Eukaryota, Fungi, Ascomycota, Sordariomycetes, Magnaporthales, Magnaporthaceae. The transcript is spliced from 10 exons. The record is from RefSeq and is a predicted model, not a curated record. Bases 601 to 2094 code for a protein of 497 amino acids.
CGAGAGGCCCCGCCAUUUUUACACACAACCAGUCAGCUCGUGAUCCUACCUCGUUUUUAUGGCAGUAGAACCUGCCCUCGGCUCGCCCUUUCCAUGCGACUGCCGAGUGUGAGCGUGGCGUAGUACCGGCGUCAAUUCCCAGGAAAUACGGCAUCUCCCGUGUCCUUUGGCGACGCAUACCUGGCCGCGCAGCUCUGCUUCCGCAUCGCGCAGGCCUUCACCAGCGGGCGGAAGUCCGCGCCCGCAGAGUUCCGCGAAGUCGAGAGCCAGUUGUACUCGCUGAGCGCGGCGCUCGAGGGCAUCCGGGCUGCGAGCAAGGCGGGGCCGCGACUGGGGCCGGGCGCCUCGGCUUCGUGGGGCUCCGUGGACGACAUUGUGAAAAACUGCGGCGAGACUCUGAAGCACCUGGAGUGUAUCGUCAACAAGUACGCCGUGAUAAAAGACGAGCGGGACCCGACAAAGCCCGUAUUCAAGCAAUGGAAAGCCGACGUCUCCAAGAACUGGAAGAAGAUCGCGUGGACCAAGGAGAAGGGCGACCUGGCUUCGCUGCGGAACCAGAUAGCCGUUCACACCAACAGCUUGAACCUGGUGUUGGCUACCAUGACCAAUUCCCAGACGGGCCGCAUCGAAGACCAGGUCGGGCGGAGCUCCCAGAUGCUCGAGGAGAUCUACGCCUGGUACAAGGACAACCUCAGAGAUACGGUACCCCUGGAAAAGAAGACCAGUUUUGAGAGUUCUGAUGGCGAGUCGACCACGACCGCGCUACCGCCUCAUUUCGAGCUGCACCUCGAGACCGACCGGGGACUCCGGUUGGUAUGUCCCAGAACAUGCCUGACCCUGGAUAGUGCUUCGGUCCCGCGCAUUGGGAGUAGCUCGAGGGAACAGCUUGACGACAUUAGCCCAUUUUCUUGCAUAUGUAACCUUAAUGGCAAUGGACCUCAGCACCAGGCGUCUGUCGGGAGCUUUCAGAUGGCCCAUAUGACGUUCCCAAUACGCAGGGGAGGGUCCGAGAUGGAAUGGGUAAUCCACAAUGUGGCGGACGCAUCUUCCUCUCGUCUUGUGUCACUUCACAUCCGACGUGUUCCGGCCACCUUCAUUGCAGAGUUCGAGGAGUCCUUCAUCCGGCCACUCGCGAUGAAAGGAGCCGGGGAGAUCAUCCAGGGCGGCGAGGGCACCAUGAUGGCCUACGUUCAGCCCGGCGCUCGGCGCGAGGAUAGAGUGCGGCUGCUUUCCGUUGCUUCAGAUUUGGACAGGGUACAGCCCUUGGUCGACUCCGUCACCUUCACAAGCGGUCAGCGAAGCUACCCUCGUGACUCAAUCGACAGCGUCUCCAUGCUCCACUACAGCACCCUGGUCGAUGUCGCUGCCGGCGCCCUCGCUCCACACGACGUCCGGACGCUUCUGCCGAUGCCAUACGGGGAGAUCUUGAUAACUUUCGAGGAUAACGCCGACGCACUUGCCAGCAGCGAUGACUUACAAGCUCUCGUAUUGUUAAAACAUAACACGCAUUUGAGGUUGAGCCGAGAGGAUGCCAUGUUGAAACUCGAGAGCGUGGCUUGCAGCAGCUCCGCGAGCGGACUCAAUGACAAGCACGACGUCAUGGACGUGACCUUUCAGUUGACGACACCAGAAGCCGCCGCCGAGCUCCACAGGCGCGUCGAGGAGAUGCGGAUGGAGCUUUUCGUCUUGAGCCUCCAACACCCACAAGAGGGCGAGGAGGCGGUCUUGCACCUGCAAGUCAAACAGGUGCAGUGCGAGGACGUCUUUAUCCCCGAGGCCGAGCUCACCAUUCUGCGUAACGCGGGCACCGGGAGGUACCGCAUGAUUAUUGCGACCCGUGACCGGCGCAUCACUCUGAGCCAGAACCUUUCUCAGGAUUUCUUUGGCGGACAACGACCCAAAGCCGGUGACGGGAACGGCGGCCCCAUGCCGCCGACGUGGCUUGUGCAGUUCGAGGAGGCGGGAAGGCGCCGAGUCUACCGCUAUCACAGCGGCAUCAGGGGCUUGAGCUUCCGGGACGCACAUUCCAACAAAGUGUUGGAGCUGGCGCGACAUGCCAUCUCGAGAAGUCCGCCGUUGCGAGCCCCGGGUUAGGAACUCGGCUAGGGCCAUUGUGGCCUAGGUUCGCCGUUUGUGCGCGUGGGAAUCAGCAGACAUUGGGACUAGGCCAAGAUCUACCAGGUCAUGGGAGGAAUCUUAGCUGCCAUGAUGGCAAAGGCUGGCAGGCAGGCGUAUUGCUGUGACAAGACGGUUCCUAGGCGGCACGCCUCGCGUGAUCAAGGUUUCUCACCAAAUGGCAGGUUCUGGAAGGCGCAACUGCUUGGAAAGACACACGAAAUCCCUUGAGGCGUCCUGGAAAAGCUUCUAUCUUUCUACCACCACUCUUAGUUAACCCCCAACCGGCUCUAACACCUAACGUUAAGGCCAUUAAGCUGGAAAACCGCUAUAACAUGGACGAAGUGGGUUUCCAAGAAGGUAUGAAGUUUAACGAUAUCGUUUUAGGGCUUUAAGGGGCCCGGCCGUUGCAGAGAAAGCGCUUG